UCUCUCUCUCUCUCUCCUCUCUCUCUCUCUCCUCCAGGUGUUCUACGUCUGUUGGAGCAUGAUGAGGAGUAUGUGUUCACUCUGCCCUGUGCCUACGCCCGCUCCAUUCUUACCGUACCCUGGGUGGAGCUGGGAGGGAAAGUCACCAUCAGUUGUGCCAAGAGUGGAUACUCUGCCACCGUUACCUUCCAUACUAAACCCUUCUAUGGAGGAAAGAUACACAGAGUGACAGCGGAGGUCAAGCACAACCCGACGGGGACCAUAGUGUGUAAGGCCCAAGGGGAAUGGAACGGUACCCUAGAGUUCACCUACAGCAGUGGAGAGACCAAGGUCAUCAACACCUCCAAGCUGCCUGUCAUCAGGAAGAAGAUACGCCCCAUGGAGAAACAGGGACACUACGAAUCACGGCGUCUGUGGCAGCAUGUCACCUCAGCUCUGAGAUCAGGAAACAUUGACUCUGCUACAGAGCACAAACACUGUCUGGAGGAGAGGCAGAGAGCAGAGGGCCGACAGAGAGCUGCCUCCAACACACCCUGGACACCCAAGUACUUCAUCAAGGAGGGCGAGGGCUGGGUGUAUCACAACCCCUUGUGGAAGACCCACUGACGAGGGGAGGGGCCUCGGGGGGAGGGGCAACGUGCCAGCUGCCAAUCACAGCACGGCGAGCGGCCCGCUGGUGGUCAUGGCAACACACAGGGGACCAGCUAGCCGGGCCGCUAGAGAAUAGAGGAAAUACACAAGGGGCCUGUGUUCCAAAUGGAAUCCUAUUCUCUAUAUAGAGGACAACUGCAGAAAGAGUGCACUAUAUAGGGAAUAGGGUGCUAAUUUUCAGAUUUGCCCAAGGAUUGUCUUGGAUGAGGAGCUUGUGUCUCAGUCAUUCAAUAAGAAUGAGAGGUGCCAAAGACUCUCAAGAGGGACAGAUACUACAGUCAAGACAGCAAAAAGCUCACUGAGUUUCCCUGUCAGAAGCUGACCUGCUACCACACGAUACAGGAAACUUGGCGGCCAUUUUGGAGACGGACCGGGUCGAACCAGGAAGAGGUUGGUUAGGGACAGAAGAUGAGCGUGAUCGUUGGUGGUCAAAGAUAGCUGAACAAUUAUGUAGCUUUAAAAAAAUAUAUAGUAGAAUCUAAAUACCAGAAGAAUAUAUUAUAUUCACAUGGUUCUUCCUUCACUUUUAAUUUGUUUGCACAGGUACUGUAGCUGUCUCCACUGUUAUUACCCAGUAGGCCACAGGAGGGAUUGUCCUUCCAGCUGUCUCCACUGUUAUUACCCAGUAGGCCACAGGAGGGGUUGUCCUUCCAGCUGUCUCCACUGUUAUUACCCAGUAGGCCACAGGAGGGGUUGUCCUUCCAGCUGUCUCCACUGUUAUUACCCAGUAGGCCACAGGAGGGGUUGUCCUUCCAGCUGUCUCCACUAUUAUUACCCAGUAGGCCACAGGAGGGGUUGUCCUUCCAGCUGUCUCCACUGUUAUUACCCAGUAGGCCACAGGAGGGGUUGUCCUUCCAGCUGUCUCCACUGUUAUUACCCAGUAGGCCACAGGAGGGAUUGUCCUUCCAGCUGUCUCCACUGCUAUUACCCAGUAGGCCACAGGAGGGGUUGUCCUUCCAGCUGUCUCCACUAUUAUUACCCAGUAGGCCACAGGAGGGGUUGUCCUUCCAGCUGUCUCCACUGUUAUU
This is a messenger RNA of Oncorhynchus nerka (sockeye salmon), 1679 nucleotides long. RefSeq names its product oxysterol-binding protein-related protein 10-like. NCBI's taxonomy places the organism in Eukaryota, Metazoa, Chordata, Actinopteri, Salmoniformes, Salmonidae. Gene Ontology annotation, molecular function: cholesterol binding. The transcript has 4 exons. The record is from RefSeq and is a predicted model, not a curated record. The annotation marks the transcript as partial. Gene Ontology annotation, cellular component: cytosol; intracellular membrane-bounded organelle; membrane.